UUCCUAGCUGAAAUAUGUUUCUUCUCAGCAGGUUUCUACUUGUAAAAGACAAUGACUACUGAUGAAGGUGCCAAGAACAAUGGAGAAAACCCAGCAGCAGCUGUUGCUGAACAGGGAGAGGAUAUUACCUCCAAAAAAGAUAGAGGAGUAUUAAAGCUUAUCAGAAGAGUGGGGAAUAGUGAGGAAACACCAAUGAUUGGAGACAAAGUUUAUGUCCAUUACAAAGGAAAAUUGUCAAAUGGGAAGAAAUUUGAUUCCAGUCAUGAUAGAAACGAACCAUUUGUCUUUAGUCUUGGCAAAGGCCAGGUUAUCAAGGCAUGGGACAUUGGUGUGGCUACCAUGAAGAAAGGAGAGAUGUGCCAUUUACUCUGCAAACCAGAAUAUGCAUAUGGCUCUGCUGGCAGUCUCCCCAAAAUUCCCUCGAAUGCAACUCUCUUUUUUGAGAUUGAGCUCCUUGAUUUCAAAGGAGAGGAUUUAUUUGAAGAUGGAGGCAUUAUCCGAAGAAUUAAACGGAAAGGAGAAGGGUAUUCAAACCCAAACGAAGGAGCGACAGUAGAAAUCCACCUGGAAGGCCGCUGUGGAGGAAGGAUGUUUGAUUGCAGAGAUGUAGGGUUCAUCGUUGGCGAAGGAGAAGACCACGACAUUCCAAUUGGAAUUGACAAAGCUCUGGAGAAAAUGCAGCGUGAGGAACAAUGUAUUUUAUAUCUUGGACCACGAUAUGGUUUUGGAGAGGCAGGGAAGCCUAAAUUUGGCAUUGAACCUAAUGCUGAACUUAUAUAUGAAGUUACACUUAAGAGCUUCGAAAAGGCCAAAGAAUCCUGGGAAAUGGAUACCAAAGAAAAAUUGGAACAGGCUGCCAUUGUCAAAGAGAAGGGAACAGUGUACUUCAAGGGAGGCAAGUACAUGCAGGCGGUGAUUCAGUAUGGGAAGAUAGUGUCCUGGUUAGAGAUGGAAUAUGGCUUAUCGGAGAAGGAAUCUAAAGCCUCUGAAUCGUUUCUGCUCGCUGCCUUCCUGAACCUGGCCAUGUGCUACCUGAAGCUCAGAGAGUACACCAAAGCCGUCGAGUGCUGUGACAAGGCCCUUGGACUGGACAGUGCCAAUGAGAAGGGCUUGUACAGGAGGGGCGAAGCCCAGCUGCUCAUGAACGAGUUUGAGUCAGCCAAGGGCGACUUUGAGAAAGUGUUGGAAGUAAACCCCCAAAAUAAGGCUGCAAGACUGCAGAUCUCCAUGUGCCAGAAAAAAGCCAAGGAGCACAAUGAGCGGGACCGCAGGAUCUAUGCCAACAUGUUCAAGAAGUUUGCAGAGCAAGAUGCAAAGGAAGAGGCCAGUAAAGCAAUGGGCAAGAAGAAUUCAGAAGGGGUCACCAAUGAAAAAGAAACAGAAAGUCAAUCAAUGGAAGAAGAGAAAGCUGAGGGACACGUAUGACACCACGCCAGGGAGGGAAGAGUCCUUGUGAACUCGGCCCCUCCUCCAUGGGCAUGCCCCCAACUCAGGACUAAACAGUGUUUAAUGUAAAGUUUGUUAUAGUCUAUGUGAUUCUGGAAGCAAACGGCAAAACCAGUAGCUUCCUAAAAACCACCACCCUGCUGCUGCCCAGAGCUCUCCUUGAGGGGGUGGCAUGGGACCACUCCAGGUGGAACAAAGCGGCGGCUGUUGGUGUGGAGAGAUUGAGCCAACAGCCUAGUCCAGCUCAUUUCAGUUAUGUCAACUUGCAAUAUCCAGUUCAGGGUCCCUUGAGAUAAUUCUAACAAUUGGGGGCUGUCUGUCAGGUUUUCCAUUUGAUUGAACUUUAAUACACUGCAGAAACCUACCAAUAAAUGCUUAAUGAGUU
This is a messenger RNA of Vicugna pacos (alpaca), 1831 nucleotides long. The record is from RefSeq and is a predicted model, not a curated record. Lineage: Eukaryota; Metazoa; Chordata; Mammalia; Artiodactyla; Camelidae.